CCCAGGCGCGCCCCUCUCUCUCCCUUUCUGCAGCCACGCUGUGAGUUCCUUCGUAUCGUAACGCCUCCCUCCCAUCACUCACUCACCAAGAAACGCUCGCAAGCCAGAGUGAGAGAGAGCAACCGCACGGAGAUGAAGGCGGAGAAGGCAGCGGCGGCGGUGGCCGUGGCCAUGGCCGCCGUAGGCGGGGACGAGUGGCGGUGCAGGAGGCACCCGGCGGCGAGAUCCGGCGGCGGGGUGUGCCCGUACUGCCUCCGCGACCGGCUGCUGCGCCUCUGCCCGACCUGUGCCCGCGUGCGGCCCUGCCCCUGCGCGUCCGCGCCCGUCUCCGCGUGCGCCGCCUCACCGUCCUCCUCCUCCUCGGCGUCCGGCGACGCCGUCGGCCGCGUGCACAGCCUCAUCGAGCGGGAGCACCGCAUCGCGCGGUCCCGGUCCGUCGCCGCCUCCUCCUCCGCCGCGAUGGGCUCCGUCGCCACCGGCGGCGUCGGUGGCGGGAGGCGGAAGGCGCGGGUUUGGGGGUGGACGCCGUUCUGGAGGGCUUCGGCGGCGAAGGAGGCGGAGCUGGACGACGAGGAGGACAGGCUGGGGCUGGCGCGGUCCAGCUCGGUCUCCGCGACGGCCGUGGAGGCGAAGGCCGUCGCGGCCAAGGCGGCGGCGGCCAAGGCGCGGUGGGGCUGGCACUUCCCGAGCCCCAUGAAGGCGUUCCGGCACCGGCGGUCGUCGGCGAGCCUGCCGGAGCGGGGCUGAGAUUCCCCACUAGUGGUGGGAUCUUGCUGCUUUUAGGAGGUGAUUAUAACUACAGUAGUUCUUUAUCGAAAAAAAAGUUAAGUAUAUGGGGGCGCAUUAGAGGAGGAGGAACCUUUUUCUUUCGCUUUUGUGGCUGGCUGGCUCGCGUGCUAAUGUUGCGAUGAUGAUUAAGGUACUAGACUAAACCCCUGCAAAGCCUGUGGUGUGUUUGUACUGCUACCCUGUACCGUCAAAUCAAAUUGGACAUUUUAAGCUCCCCGAUUUGAUCUGCACGGCACUGAUUUCUUUCAGUACUACUAUGCUUGAAUCUGCAUUUGAAGUUUCA
Molecule: messenger RNA, 1072 nt
Organism: Lolium rigidum
Lineage: Eukaryota; Viridiplantae; Streptophyta; Magnoliopsida; Poales; Poaceae
Exons: 1
Coding region: 133-747 (204 amino acids)
Source: RefSeq, a predicted model, not a curated record